This is a messenger RNA of Carassius auratus (goldfish), 1168 nucleotides long. Its product is annotated as nucleoside diphosphate kinase 3. The record is from RefSeq and is a predicted model, not a curated record. NCBI's taxonomy places the organism in Eukaryota, Metazoa, Chordata, Actinopteri, Cypriniformes, Cyprinidae. Bases 80 to 610 code for a protein of 176 amino acids. Gene Ontology annotation, molecular function: nucleoside diphosphate kinase activity. Gene Ontology annotation, biological process: UTP biosynthetic process; CTP biosynthetic process; GTP biosynthetic process. The transcript has 5 exons.
AGUGUCUGCCUGGGCAGUGCUCGCCUGUGAUUGGUCAGACGGGGGUUCUGUUCCGCGUGAGAAUGCUGCACACAUAAUAAUGGGCUCUGAAAGGUCUUUGUCUGACACAGAAGAGCUCGCGGAUUUAACCAGCACCAUUGAAUCAGGAUGGACCGGCACAAACGAGCGCACGUUCAUCGCAGUGAAGCCAGACGGAGUCCAGCGCAGGCUGGUCGGUGAAAUCAUCCGCCGCUUUGAGCGCAAGGGUUUCAAACUGGUCGGCAUGAAGCUCCUGCAGGCAUCAGAGGAGCAGCUCAGACAGCACUACAGAGACCUGAGGGAGAAGCCUUUCUACAGCGGCUUGGUCAAAUACAUGAGCUCUGGGCCCAUUGUUGCAAUGGUAUGGCAAGGGCUGGAUGUGGUCAAGACUGCCAGAAAGAUGCUUGGAGAGACCAACCCAGCAGACUCUCUCCCAGGCACUAUCAGAGGAGACUAUUGUGUUGAAGUGGGCAGGAAUGUGAUUCACGGCAGUGAUUCAGUUGAAAGUGCUCAGAGAGAGAUCUCACUGUGGUUCAAGCAUCAUGAGUUGUUCUGCUGGGAAGAGUGUAAUGAGCACUGGAUCUAUGCUUGAAACCAGUCGUAUAACACUCACACAGUCUUCAGUACAUACAGCUUCUGCAGCUUCAUCCGCUCCUUACAGAGAAAACUCUGCCCAAGCCAUAAAGUGACCAAGAAAAUGUAAAAAGAAAAGCUAGCUAGGUAUGUUGACAGAGUAACCUGCAUUUGUUUGGAUUGCCUGAAAUCCAGUUAUUGGUCAAGCUAUGUUGAAUGUAAUGGUUUUCUUACUGCUUUCUUUGCAAAUGUUAAAUCUUCACAGAUAUUCACUUCAUUACUAAUCUUUAGUAAGUCAUGCACUACUCGAAGAUGAUUUAUUUGAGGUGUUGAAAGAUGUUGUUUACAUUUUUACCUCCAACUUUUAAUGUGGAAAUGCUUCUUGUCAUCUUGAUGCACUCUGUAAAAUACUUGUAUUCAUCAUGACCCAAAAGGAAAGCAAUAAUGAAUGAUAAAGAGCCAGCAUGCUCUGAAAAAUACUCACUUGAAUAUCCCUGAAAUGCUUUCUUAGUCUAGUGGUUGGAAGUCAGUUGACCAAAGGGCGCCUUACUUUACAAAUAAAUUAUUGCUUUCUUCA